CUAUUGAUGUUAUACAAACUGCAAGCUGACUGAUACACUACCCAGACGAGUAUACGCCCAAACAUUCUCUUUCUGUCUCUCUCUUCCUCACACACAUUCGCGUAUGUAAAUCAGUUAAUUUUUACGCGUGGGUGUUCACAGAUGUGCGUGUAAGUUAUUUUUUUCGUAGCAUUUCUAGAAGUAAUCUUCGCCACCACCUAUAUCCAUUACUACGACCAACAGUGCUACCUUUUUUUGAGGCUGGAGAUAACUCUACCUUUGGUAAAAGUUAGUUCGUAUCAUUAUCAACCACAUAUAUUAAUAACAUUCAGCUAUAGACAACAAAAGAGAGAAAAAUCAACAGAAGUACAAUCAUCAGCAACAACAUUAAUCGGACAACACCCAGUCUUUUGUAAACUAUACUAAAUAAUUUUAGGUGCGUCUUCACGGUGCUUAUUGACUCUCUCUAUCCUGAUAGUAAUCUAUCAAAUGACAUACGUUUUUGUCUAUUAAAUAAUAUUUUACUCUCGAAGUAAAGCCCUUGGUCAAUUUAGCAUUUUCGGAGAAAAUUUUCCGCGCAAAAAAUAGCAAAAGAGCGGGGCAGAGCAGUUCUCGAAGAGUUUACGAUAUAUGAUAUAAACUGAAGAAAGAAAAAAGAUUAUUGAAAUUGUUUUAAUAGAUCUGGUGAAGAAUAAUCGCAGUUUCAUAAAGUGAUUUAAUCAAUAUAUCUAUAUACACAAUACUUUGAAAAACUAAAACGUUAUACGUUCUGGGGAAGAGAGAGAAAGGAGCAGAAGAAUUACAGAGAAGUUGGUACAAAAGCUAAACAUUCCGAAACGAAGCAAUACGAAACGAACAGAAGGCGGCGAGCGGAAGAGACAGAAAUUCGCUGCGACCAUGAAACGGACUUUGAAAAUGCAGUCUAAGAACGAGGCGAAGAAGAGCGAUAAUGAUAAAGACGAUGACGACAAUGAGAGCGGCAGGUUGAGAGAAAGAGACCGAGAGAAGGAGGCACGGCAGACGAGACAGACGAGGCAAACAAGACAGUCGGGUGAGUCAUUUAGUAAAAUGAACCCGUUGGAGAAAGCUCGUGCCCUGCUUGGAGGUGGCAGUAGCUACAGCGCCAGUACCAGCAGUGGUGCCAGCACCAGUGGCAGCAGGAGCAGCACUACCUCCACCACCACCGCCGCCGCCACCACCACUACCACUACCAACGACACCAGCAGCAACACCAAUGCCAACGACAACGGCAGCACCAGUGCCAAUGCCACACCGAAUGCCGCAACCACGGACAACCAAACACCAGCAUCUGUAACCGCAGCAGCUGCUGACACCGCAUCAGAUGAGACAAUCUACCCCGAAUUUAUGGAUGAUGUUCACAUUACUGCAGCUUCUUGGAUGAUGGAAGGACCCGUGACUCCUGGUAGCCAAGAGUUUAUACUGAAAGAUGAAGGUACGUUCAUAUCCAACGUGUCUCGAUUUUAUAACCAGGAGUCACUCAGUGACAUAAAAUUGAAUGUUGGCAACAAAGUCUAUUUUGGUCAUAAGUUUGUCUUGGCCAAGUCCAGUGAUGUAUUUCGCACAAUGCUUUAUGAAAGUCGGUGGAAAGAGAAAAGCACUGCAAGCAUUGACCUGAAUGAGUCUGCCGAAUGCCAGGCUGUCUUCAAUAGGUUUCUUCGCUAUCUCUACACUGCUGAAAUCAAAAUUAAUCCGGAAUCUGCAGUUGGUGUUCUUUGUCUUGCAGAUAAAUACAAUGUUGCAUCACUGAAGCAUCUUUGUACCAAAUAUAUGGUAGAGAACACGAAAUCUCCUAAGGUUCAGAAUGCGCUGAAUUGGUAUUCGUGGGCGAAGGCCCUACAUUUGGAAGACCUUAUUGAACAGUGUGCCAAGACGAUUGCAUGGAAUGCAGAUAAUAUCAUAAAGUCUCCAGAAUGGUUGACCAUGGACAAUGAUUUUGUUACUGACCUGUUGCAGAGUUCUAGCUUAGUUGUCACCAACGAAUACACAUUGUACCUUGCUCUCACACAUUGGCUGGAACACCAAGAAACCUUAAAGCCAAAUAGUUAUGGAGAGAACGUGCAAAAGUUAAUGUCCUUCAUUCGUUUUCCACAAAUGCUGGUUUCACAACUGUAUGACAUUGAGAACUCUGAGAUCUCUAAAUUGCCCGAGUAUAGGACUUUGAUGCACCACCUAAUCAGCAAAGCAUACCGAUUUCGUUCGCUGUGUCCAGCACAAAAAGAACUGAAGGUGUCAUUCAACGAACCAUUCUACAUACCACGUGACUACAAGGAGCUGAUGGUGGACAGUGUGCGUAUGCACAAUACUCACCGGUUUGGCAUUCAGGUCGAUGUCCGAACAUACGUUGGCCCUGUGCCUUCCGAAAUCAAGGAAGGUGACUGGAAAAUUACUUACCGAAAGAAUGCUGACCAAUGGAUAUUACAAAUCUUUUGCCAUGAGUCUGCCCUUGUCCAAGGGGAGGCAAGGGUAAUGUCCAGCUUGAUAGUGUAUAACGAUGAUGAAGAAGUCAUCCAAGUGGAACAAUCCACACCAACUGUCUGUUCCCGUGGCAACCAUAUGUCCCAUACAAUUGAUAUAAUCAACCCUGAGGUUGCCCGGACAAUGGCAGUUUUGAUUAAACCUGUACCUAUAUGAGCAAGAAAAAGACAGUACAUGUUUGUGUGUGAGAUAUAUAUGAAGAUAUGUCUGAAUGGAAGGUAUCCAGAAUAUAAAGAAUAUGCUACAAUCAAAGUUAUUUGAAGGGAAAAGUGCAAAAUUACCUAAAUUGAUAAUAUUAAAAACAAAGGCAAAAAUGAAUCCCUUCCCUAAAAAAAAAAAAGAAGACCUUUAUAUUCUGAUCCCAAUUUUUAUUAAAUAUUUUUGAUCAGCUUAAAAACAAACAAAUAAAAAAAAAAGUGCCCUUCCCCUCCUGCUCCCCACCAAAAAAAAAAACCUUACAUGAAUACUUCCAGGAACAUUCACAUGAGUGUGAAGAAUGAAAUAACUUAGUUUUUUCUAAAUUCAAGAUAUGCUUUUAUGCAAAUGAGGGGACCAAACACAAACACUGAAAUAAUUAUGUUUGUAUGUAUAUGUAAUAUAUUUAUAUAUAUAUGUUUUCUUUGAAAUUUUAAAUUCUUUUACACAAUUCAAGCUAGUUGCUAACAAAGUCACCUAGCUUCUUUGUUUGGGUUAAUACAAUACCAGAGGUUUGUGAACAUGCCUGCAUACAUUUAUGCGUGCAUACAUGUAUAUGUGUAUGGCCGUUCUACGUAGGUAUUUGUUGAUGCACAAAUGUGCUCAGACUCAUGUAAUGGCUGUACAUGUGUCUCUUUGGUAACGAAUUGUGCACUUGCUUUUUAUUCAUGCGUGCCUGCAUGUACAUGCGAUGGUGUGUAUAUUAUGCUUCUAUGGAGACUCAAAAGGAGAAGAAAAAAAUCUUUUGAUUUUGCAUUCGAGUUUCUCGAAGGAAAUAUAUAUGCAUGUCUUCACUGUACUAAUUGGAUUUGGAAGGCACAGGUCCAUUUUUGUUGUUGGAAAGCCCCAAGCAUUCCAAGCUUUUAUGUAAAUAUUUUGUUACAUAACUUCAAUGCAUGUAUGUUAAUAGAUGCAAAUGAAAAUUUGUACCUCGAAUACAAAAUUGACCAGUGAUUUUUUUUUUUCCAUUAUUUUGAGGCAUUCACACCUGCCGGCCAGUUGACCUCCAUAUCACUGUAUGACACUUGUUGUUCAGCUUCGUAGAACAAUAUGAGGCCUGUUUUCAUUGGAAUACUUCAUUAAUAUUCCCUAUUUUUAAAAAAUGUGGAUACAUUAUGAUUCUGGUGUGUCUUUGCUAAUGCCACUAGGACAAUUCUUUAUAUAUAGAUAAGUAUUUUAAAGUUUUGGCAACAACAUCAUGUCUCAUGGCAAAGUGGUACUUUGCAGAAAAUUUGGGGAGCAGCUGCUGCUGAUAUAAACAAUGUCUUCCACACUGAUAUGGCACAAUCCACAUUUCUUUUCCCUGAGGUUUAGUUGGAAAAAAACUUUUAUCUCUUGUUGAUCAGGCAUUUCGUAUCACACGUACAAGAGAGAUAACUCUUCAUCUUAAUGUUGGAAUUUUCAGGUUUACAGGAUUACAGGAUAUGUACUCGUGCAUAACUUUCUGUUGCAUGUUAAGUAUCCUCACCACCACCACUGAGUUUCUAUGUAGCUUAGUCCAGUUGCCCAUGAUUAACAUGGAAUAGAUGUACACUUAAAAUGCUUAUUCAGGAGUUUUCACUUACUGACGAUGCUAUCAGUUUUAUUUUUCUGUACACACAUUCUGUUCCCCCUUCAUUAUCCAUUAGGUGUUGUCUGAGGGGUAUGAUGUGGCUCCCUUUUUCAGUAUUGAUGUCCAAACUGCAGAUCUCUUCAGCUGUUCAGUGUAAUAUGCCAAAUGUUGGUAUUCGUACUAGUAUUGCAAAAGCAUUAUGUUACUGAAUGAGACUAGCUGUGACUUCCAUGCCUUCCAAAGUCAGCUGACAAAUUUUUUUCUUGCUCCUGUUUUAUUCAUAAGCAACAAUGCCUGCAGUAUUUAGCAUUGAUUCCAAAAAACACUUGUUGCCAUUGAUAUCUAUAUUCCUUGCCUGGUCAACAAUUUAGUUUUUGAAUUGAUUACCAAAUAUGAACACCCAUGUUCACCUAACUCCAUUUCUAUGUUCCAUGAGAAUAUUGGGACCAGUAUUAAUGAUAUUUCCUGGAUAUAGCUCCAGAACAUCGACCUGUGAGUAGCAUGUCGAACUUCAGCAGUUGAAGCUUUGAAGUGCACUGAUCCAAAUAUCCAUGAGUGAGGUAACAGUCAAAUGUCUUCAUAUUUUCUAGCCAUAUUGUCAGUAGACUUAAGUAGUGCUGUUUGGCUUCCUUGAGAACUGUUUUUCCUCCUGCUUGUUCAUCAGUCAGCACAUAGUUCUGCUGCAAUCUUGGAGAAAUUUAAUCAAGCAACCUGUGUAUAGCUUAUACAUAACAUUUAGAGACGAUAUGUGUGUGUAGAAAUGUAUAUACAAAUACAUUUUGUGUGUGUGUAUAUAUGUAUAUAUACAAGUGUGUAUGCAUAUAUAAAUAUAUACACACACAAAUUAUACUGUAGAAGGAGCUAAAGAUUAAAAUAUUUAUCUACAGGACAUAUUUAACAUGUGUAUACAGUUGAAAUAUCAGAAGCUGCAGUGGUUGUUUGGGGGG
This is a messenger RNA of Octopus sinensis (East Asian common octopus), 5169 nucleotides long. RefSeq names its product BTB/POZ domain-containing protein 17. The record is from RefSeq and is a predicted model, not a curated record. Gene Ontology annotation, molecular function: protein binding. NCBI's taxonomy places the organism in Eukaryota, Metazoa, Mollusca, Cephalopoda, Octopoda, Octopodidae. The coding region runs from base 877 to 2631 and encodes 584 amino acids. The transcript is spliced from 2 exons.